Cladocopium goreaui is the source of this 1090-nucleotide messenger RNA. NCBI's taxonomy places the organism in Eukaryota, Dinophyceae, Suessiales, Symbiodiniaceae. The record is from the annotation of a GenBank genome assembly.
CUCAAAUGUGCGAGGCCAGCCACGCCUUAUCUCUAUAUCAGAUAACCGCGUUAACUGUGUUGUGUUGUGUGUCGUGUUCUCGGUGCUUUGUGUUUUAGUCGACAAUGUUCACUUCGGAACAUUCGCAUUUGUUGCAUGCCGGCAGCAUGGGUCUUGUGUGCGGUGGUCUUCAUGCAUUGGGCCCUGACCACUUGGCAACGCUUGUGACUUUCAGCGCGUUGAUGCCACCGCUGGCAGCUGCCAAAGUUGGCGCUUCCUGGGGCCUUGGGCAUUGUCUUGGCAUCGUGAUGAUUGCUGCGGUGAUCUACGCACUGAGCAACAUUCCUGGAGUCCAUCUUGAGGGCUAUGAGUUCUAUGGGGACUAUGUAAUCGGUGUUUCCAUGAUCCUGGUUGCAAUCUACUUCAUCUGCCGAGAGGACAAGUACAUCACCUUGGAUGCAGAUGGCGAAGAGACAGUCAAGAGCUGCCCCUGUUGCCAUAGUCCGCCCGCGGAGCAUUUUCAUACCGAUCAAAAAACAAAACUCUGUGGCUCUUAUUCGGACAAGAACCACUCAGACGACGAGGAGAUGCAUGGAGAGAGUGCGGAGACAGCGCCUCUCAUUGGAAAUGAUCACAUGCAUGGUAGGGAUGUGAAGAGUGCUGCUGUUGGCUUCCUGCAAGGCAUGUGCUGCCCAAUGGGCUUAGUGCAAAUUACAUAUCUUUAUGGCAAGAGCGCCAUAGAUACCAUGGUUUUUAUCGUGGUAUGUGCCCUGGUCUCGAUCGUUGGCACAGCCACGAUUGCUGCGCUGUGGGCAAGCUUGACCAGGAGUACUAUGGCGACAGCGGUGAGUCCAAGGUUCAUGUACCGAAGCAGCUGCUUUUUGGCUUUUGCCUGCGGCGUGUUGUGGAUUAUUGCCAACUUCUUCCAUUUCCUGGACAAGGUUAACUAUGCAGAGCAUCAUAUGAUGGCCUAGAGUAGGUACGUAAACAAACUCCAGGGACUCGAUGGCAUUGGGUUCCGAGAUACGGCUUAGCCGAAAAAUGAAUAGAAAUAUGAGAGAUGAAAUUCAGUCGUGUCCUCACCGGCACCAAAACAAUCGCCAUAUGGAAC